Molecule: messenger RNA, 3166 nt
Organism: Pelodiscus sinensis (Chinese soft-shelled turtle)
Lineage: Eukaryota; Metazoa; Chordata; Testudines; Trionychidae
Source: RefSeq, a predicted model, not a curated record
AAGGGUCCCGAAGUUUGCUGGGCUGACUUUGUGCGCAGCGGUGCCUCUGCCAGGGGCAGUUCCCUCGCUCCUGGGCUGGUGGGAAAGCUGGGAGCAAGCUGUCUGGCAGCGUGUGUUUCGCUAGGGGCUGCCAGAUUGCUUUCCCACACUGCAGCUUGUUCUGUUGACCACAAGUGUCAGACUGGAUCAGUCAAAAGUCUCUUCUGCUAUGUCUUGUCCAGGGCAAGCUGAAGACUAGAGAGCACUACUGUCUUUUGCACACUCUUGGAACGUACAACAAAUAAUUCCAGGGCAACAUGGCGUUCUACAGCUGUAACAUACUCCUUGCAAUAGCCAGGUCAAGUUUCAGAGUCCCUCACCUUCUUGUGCACUCCAGCUGUUCUCCAUACUCUCCAUCAGUUGCAUUUGUCCAGCAAGUGGAUUCUCAUUUACACAGAAGUUACAUGAGAGACUCUGAAAACCAGCAGUUACUGUACAGCCCACAGCUGGCCCAUGGACUACCUCACCUACGAACUAAAGCAGUGCGAACAUUGCACACAUCUGCCUACUGGCAUCAAGAGCUUCAAGAGAAAUCUCAGCUGCACCAAAGCACAAUAAAUCAGGACACUGAGCGUGCUAAAGCUGUAUCCGACCACAGCACAGAGACUAGUGUGGGGAAAAAGUCUUUACGCCAGAGAAUUGUAGAUGAACUGAAACAUUAUUACAAUGGAUUCCACUUGCUUUGGAUUGACACAAAAGUCGCUGCCAGGAUGGUAUGGAGGCUGCUACAUGGUCAGAUUCUCACUAGGAGAGAGAGGCGAAGGCUACUGAGGACAUGUGCUGAUCUCUUCCGACUGGUUCCCUUCUUGGUGUUCAUCAUUGUGCCCUUCAUGGAGUUCCUGUUACCUGUGUUUCUAAAACUCUUUCCUGAAAUGUUGCCCUCAACUUUUGAGACUGAAUCAAAAAAGGAAGAAAAACAGAGAAAGAAAUUAAGUGCGAAAUUGGAGCUUGCGAGAUUCCUGCAGGAGACGAUUGCGGAAAUGGCCAGAAGAAACAAAGCUGAUACAGGAGAGGCCACCAAGCAGUUCUCUUCCUAUGUGCAGCAGGUUCGUCAUACAGGCCAGCAGCCCAGCACCCAGGAGAUCGUGCGCUUCUCCAAACUCUUUGAGGAUGAGCUGACUCUGGAGCACUUAGAACGGCCACAGUUGGUAGCCCUCUGCAAGCUGCUCGAACUACAGCCCAUUGGCACCAAUAACUUGCUGCGCUUCCAGCUUUUGAUGCAGCUCAGGUCUAUAAAAGCAGAUGAUGAGAUGAUCGCUAAGGAAGGUGUCGGUGGGCUCAGUGUGUCCGAGCUGCAGAGUGCGUGCAGGGCCAGAGGCAUGAGGUCACUGGGGCUCACCGAGGAGCAGCUGAAAGAACAGCUCAGCCAGUGGCUUGAUCUACAUCUAAAGGAGAAUGUGCCUCCUUCGCUGCUGCUGCUUUCUCGUGCCUUGUACUUGAUAGACGUGAAGCCGAAACCUGCUCAGGUGUCGCAGAAUGAGGUUCGGGUUAGUGAGGCUGCCGCAGAAGCACCAGUGUGCGAAGCUAAAGAAACCUUAGUGGAUUCUGCACCCCUUGUGCAAGGAAGAAAGGCAGAAGAAUUCAUAUCGCAGCCUUUGGAGAAGUUACCAGACCCUGAAGUAUCUGUCCAGCCUCCCCCAGGAAAGACCAAAAUGGAAGCAUCUCAGAGCAGCAAGGCCAGUGCCAACGGCGUCUAGUCCUGUGCCAGCAAGGACCCAGGAUCAUGGGCACUGUCCGCGCAAGACUCCACUCCUCUGUACCUCAUCUAACCCCACAACUGGGUUAGCAGUGUGCUGGCAGGCUCCCUCCCACACUGCGGCUCGCAGCCGUCUCCAGGGGGCCGCCUCGAUCAAUUCCAGAUUGUUUUAUUAGCAGCUAGGCCAUGCAAAGGACACAUUCCAUUUAAAAUACCCUCUAUAAAUUAAGUUAUAUUGUACAUAUGUAAAUAGUGCCAUUAAAAUGCUCUAAGCUGUAAUUUAUCCCAUGGCUGUGUCAUACAAUGAGGCUUUGUGCGCUUCAUUUCGAGGCAGCAUGUUUGUUUUUACGAGGGGCUGGAGUGCAGAGGCGGGCCGGGUUUGGGGCUUUAGUAAAAAUAUCCCCCGUCUUCGUGGCGCAAUCAGGGCUUGAUUUAAUGGCUGAAGCCAUUUGUACAGACCACAAGCCCUUUGGGUGCCCUUUGUUAGCGAAUAUCUUGUGAUCAGAAUGGUUGACCUAGCUGUUGCAAUUAAACUAACAUGCGUUGCUGUUAAGUCUGUGUGGAGAAGACUAACGGCGGCGUUGCAAGAGGCAGGAGGGAGGGUCACCAGAGUCUGAGUGGAGAGAUCAAGACUGUAGGAAUUCAGUCUCUUGUCCUAGUUUAAAGAGAGCUUCCUCCAUUGCAUGCUGGGCCUGCGUCCUGCCCAUGUUUGGCAGCAGCGUGGAGCCUCUAGCACAGACUUGCAUGAGGGUCUCUUUCAUAGCCCCAUCUCCCUAGGAAGUGUGUAGCAUGGCAAGGGGGCCGGGGGGAGGCUGACUUCCACCUUAAACAGUUCCGUUGUUUUUAAAAUAGUCUGAGAUCAGACUUGUUGUUUUAAUUCUAAUCAUCUGGUCCUUAAAACUAUCCACUAAUGAGGAGGGUUGGAAUACAGCAAGAAUUGUUUACAAAAGUAUUUCAGCCAUACCCAUCUUCUGGGCAGAUUGCACAGGAAGAAACUGAGAAGUGGGGGGAGGGGAAGAGGCUGUAAUUGAAUGUUGACUGCCUGUGUCCGUAAAUGAUCAAAACUUUCUCAUUUUAUGGACAUACUGAACCUGUUUGACUGGAACGCCGAAAGUGGCUAUGCAUGGGAGCAGGUUGCGACUCCGUGUGAGUCACACGGAGUCCCUAGGCCCAUCGCCUGGCGAAAGGGCCCAUCGGCUCAGUCUUAGUAGGUUGUUUCAUUAGGCUACCAGGCUCUUAUUUCUGUGGGGCAGGGAGCAUCUUCCAGUAGUGCUGUGUUCUGGGCUGGUAACGCCAUGUGCUAGGGCCGUUCAAAUCUCUGCUUUACAAAAGCAAGCGUUCUUUGAAGACGAAGAGGUAUGUGUCUUGCUAAGGGUUCAUAGAAGACCAAUGUGAUUCCAAUAAAUGCCAUGCUGUUCUACCAUCCUCCUC